AAAUGGAAGCAAGGACUGGCACUAAAUCUUUGCCUAAGAGUAGCAACAAGUAUUCUAUUGACAUGAUACUCGGGCGAAUAAUGACCAACAAAUGUGAAAACAGCCAACCAGAAAACAUCAGCAAAGACAGCUUAGUUGAUAAAGACAAAGAUCUACACGAAAAUGGCCAGAAAUGUGAUAAAUUCGUCCAAGAAAAUGACAGCUACAGUGAGCACAAAAGGAUGCCAAAAGAGGAACGAGGGGAUGGAAAUUUAUCUGACGUCUCGGAGGAAGAUGCUUUCUCGCUUCAUAGACACUACCCAACAGUUGAAUCGAUGGUGCCAAAAGAAGACCCAGCAGAAAACGAUCACGUCACAUCGACGUCAAUGGAGACAUAUUCCAGCCGCGGUGAUUUUGACGUAGAUGACGGACAAAUGCCUGUCAGCCCUACCGGAAGUUCGUCAUUUUCAAAUGGUUCAGACGAGAGUUUCAUGAAGAAGCGUCGAUUCCGGACGACGUUCACGGCUGAGCAGCUCAAGUGCUUGGAGGACGUGUUCCGGGUAACGCACUACCCGGAUGUUAACGCACGGGAGGAGCUCUCACAGAAAACGAACCUCCCGGAAGCACGCGUACAGAUCUGGUUCCAGAACAGGCGCGCAAAAUGGCGGAAGUAUGAGAAGCUGGGAAACUUCGGUGGCCUUCAGGACCUCAAGGAUGUAACAUUCGUACCCGCACCGAAACAGGUACAAUGUACCCGGUCGCGUGCUGACGGCGAGGAUAUUUCGGAAAAUGCGCUGACGGACGCACGGCUAAAGCUUGGCCUCGGGGUGCCGCCCUACCCUCACCUGCUUUCCCUCCCCUUCUACGGCCUCCCAGGACUGCCCCUCGGAUACUAUGGCUAUCGACCACCAGAAGCGCACAGGAGCGGAAGUAUUGCCUCGCUUCGACUGAAAGCGCGAGAAUAUGAGGCCGCGCUUGAGAUGCACAAGAUAUUUAAGACAUGAGAUGAAAUGUCACUGAUUUUUGUUAAAAUUGAUUUAUUGUUAUUCUGUGGCUAAUCACAUCUGUAUAAAUUAUACUAUUUAUGAAUAUGUUCCCUACCGGUGUUGAAUUGACGGAUCGAGUCAAAGAUGAAUAGCAAACUUUUCUUCAAGCAUAUUGUUGUUAUAUAAUAUUACAACGAAUAACGGUCUGUCCAAAGUAUAUGUAUUACUAGUAUUCGGUUAACAGUUGGCCAACAAAUUGCCAAAUAGUAGCUCUUACUGAGGGAACUCCUCAAUUGCAUGUUGAAAAUGUGCUAAACAUAAUUAUUUACGUGUAUUAACUAUCGGUGUUUUUUCCGAUUCUUGUUUCAAAGACGGAGGUUAUUAUAAAAUUUAUUUUUUGUAAUAAAA
Molecule: messenger RNA, 1373 nt
Organism: Mya arenaria
Lineage: Eukaryota; Metazoa; Mollusca; Bivalvia; Myida; Myidae
Product: dorsal root ganglia homeobox protein-like
Exons: 5
Coding region: 3-983 (326 amino acids)
Biological process (GO): regulation of transcription by RNA polymerase II
Molecular function (GO): DNA-binding transcription factor activity, RNA polymerase II-specific; RNA polymerase II transcription regulatory region sequence-specific DNA binding
Source: RefSeq, a predicted model, not a curated record